AUGGAAUUGUGUAAAAACAAGCAUAUCAGGUACAUUGAGUCGCUGGAUAAGAGGCAUGAAGACUAUGAGUAUUGGUUGUCUGAGCAUUUGCGGUUGAAUGGUGUGUAUUGGGGGCUGACGGCGUUGUGCAUCUUAGAUGCUAAGGACACUUUUAAUAGAACUGAAAUUAUCAAAUUUGUAGACAGUUGCUGGGAUGAUAGAUAUGGUGGAUUUGCGCCAUUUCCCAGGCAUGACUCCCAUCUUUUAACUACUCUCUCAGGGAUUCAGAUUUUGGCUACAUACGAUGCAAUAGAUGAUGUCUUGAAGGGUGAUCGAAUGGAUAGAUGUGUCCAGUUCAUUGUUGGUAAUCAACUAGAUGAUGGGUCAUUUCAAGGUGAUAGGUUUGGAGAGGUGGACACUAGAUUUGUAUAUACUGCUUUGAGUUCCUUAUCUAUUUUGAACAAGUUAACUAAUGAAAUCGUUGAUCCAGCCAUAAGAUUCAUAUUAAGGUGUUACAAUUUUGAUGGUGGAUUUGGUCUCUGUCCAGGAGCUGAAAGUCACGCCGCCCAAGUUUUCACUUGUCUAGGUGCAUUGAAGAUUGUCAACAAAUUGGAUAUGCUGAGUGAGGAACAAAUUGAAGAAACCGCUAUGUGGCUAUGUGAAAGACAGUUACCUGAAGGUGGUUUGAAUGGUAGGCCAAGUAAACUUCCUGAUGUGUGCUAUAGUUGGUGGGUAUUGUCAUCUUUAGCCAUUAUUGGCAAAUUAGACUGGAUAAAUUUCGAAAAAUUGAGAGAAUUUAUUAUAUCGAGUCAAGAUGUAGUAAAUGGUGGAAUUAGUGAUAGGCCAGACAAUGAAGUGGACGUUUUUCAUACUAUAUUUGGUCUUGCUGGUUUGAGUCUCAUGGGAUAUGACAACCUUGUACCAAUUGAUCCCGUUUAUUGCAUGCCCUGUUCUGUGACUGAAAAUUUUGUGAAGUACAUAUAA
This is a messenger RNA of Kazachstania africana CBS 2517, 963 nucleotides long. It is a transcript of the gene BET2, whose product is annotated as Rab geranylgeranyltransferase BET2. Bases 1 to 963 code for a protein of 320 amino acids. Gene Ontology annotation, cellular component: Rab-protein geranylgeranyltransferase complex. Gene Ontology annotation, molecular function: Rab geranylgeranyltransferase activity. The transcript has a single exon. The record is from RefSeq and is a predicted model, not a curated record. Lineage: Eukaryota; Fungi; Ascomycota; Saccharomycetes; Saccharomycetales; Saccharomycetaceae. Gene Ontology annotation, biological process: protein geranylgeranylation.